CGCUCCGUGCCCGGGGCGGUGCUGCGGCCGCCGGACGCUGCGGAGAGGCGGCGCGGCCCGGGACGAGGCCAGCAUGGGCCGGACGCUCGUGGAGCUGUUUUACGAUGUGAUCUCCCCGUACUCCUGGCUGGCGUUUGAGGCUCUCUGCCGGUACCAGCACAUCUGGAAUAUUGACCUGCGCUUCCGUCCAGCUUUCCUCGGUGGCAUAAUGCAACAAACUGGUAACAAGCCGCCAGCAAUGUUACCAAAGCGAGGGGAAUACAUGCUGAAGGAUAUGAAAAGGAUGGCAAAGUACUACCAGGUGCCUGUACGCAUGUCCCCAGAUGCCUUGCAGCAAAUCCUGAAGACAAGCAGCCUGACGGCCAUGCGCUUUAUCACAGCCAUUGACAUGACAAACCCACAGUACCUGGAACCCUUAUCCAGGGAGUUCUGGAUGCGCUUUUGGUCACAGCAUGAAGACAUCAGUCAGCCAGAGAACAUAUUGGCUGUUGCCCGACAGGCUGGGCUCUCAUCAGAGCUCUCCCAGAAGGCACUUGAAAUGACUUCAUCCCCUGCAGUGAAGGACCGAUUGAAAGACACAACAACUGAAGCACUGAAAUAUGGGGCAUUUGGGAUGCCUGCUGUUGUGGCACAUUAUGAUGGGAAACCUCAUCUGUUUUUUGGCUCUGAUCGUUUAGAGCUGCUAGGCAGCGUUAUAGGUGAAAAAUGGCUGGGACCAGUUCCAAGCCCCAAGCUGUGAAAAGUCCUGAGGAAAUAUAUAGGAAGGAAAAUAUAUAUGUCAGUCUUCAGUGGUUAUCUGAAUGUAUUCAUUUUUAUAGAGAGAUGGCUUUCUCAUCCUUAACAGUUAACUUUACUGCUUGGUCUCAUCUGUAAUUUUGAAAAAUAUCAAGGUUUGCCAAUAUUACCAGCCCGGUGAGGUGUUUACCAAUACAAAUGCGCUUCCUUUCUUUCUACAGAUCAAAGAUUAACAUUAAAGAUUUAACUUCUUGCAGAGUGAACAUUCUUCUUCCCUGGUUGGUUUUCUUUCCUUUACCCUAAAAACAUGAGGAUUACGUAGUUACUGGACUGUGAUCUCUGGGUUUCUUAUGUCUUCCUGCUUGUCCUUUAUAAACACACACACACACACACACAUAAAACCUAGGAGAAGCUGGCCACAUUUCCUUUUAUUUUAAGUCCAGUGUACUACAUAGACAUAAGAAGCACAGGCUAAGAUGUUAAUGCUUCCUUUUACUUUGCAUCAUGGCAGCUGGGAAGGACACAAUUCAAGCCUAAAGAAGAGUCUAGGGAACCAAUCAAGUAUUUUAAAAGGAACUAUCCCCAUCCUGGACAAUAUUUGAUACACCUGCAGUGACUGAUGUUUGAGGAAACCAACAUACACGUGCAUUUGUGGGCACCAACCCCAGACCUUGCAGGGGUUAACUAAUCCAGGUUUUACAGGAAUGUCUUUGGAGGAUGGUUGUGAACACCACUGUAGGUUCAGCUGGUAACUGAAGUAGACUCUUUUGCUUCCUUAAGGAUGCCCUAAUUGCUGCAUAUCCAAAGGUGAUUUGGAUAUGGCUGUGAGGAACUUCCAAGCAUGUAGUCUGCAGAGGGAAAGGUAUGCAAACAAUUAAAAUAAGAAAUUUCACAUGGAAACUGUUUGAGCUUGGCCCUGUAUUGGCCAAAUUGGAAUGACACACAGAAAUUUGAUUUAUAUGAAGUUUGAUUUCACAAUGAUUCCACACUCUCUGAUGCAUCACUGAAUAAAACAGCAGCAGCUGGAAUUCCCUUUUUUGUCUUUUUCUGAAUUUUAGGGUAAAGCACAUUCACGUAUUUUCACUUGAACAACAAAUCCUAGAACAAAGCAUCAGAAAAAAAAAAUCUGUAUCCUUCAUGUUCUUACAGCUCUGAGUGUUGUGGGAGUGUCAUUUGUUCCCCCAGCCACAAUUUUUACUU
Molecule: messenger RNA, 1935 nt
Organism: Camarhynchus parvulus
Lineage: Eukaryota; Metazoa; Chordata; Aves; Passeriformes; Thraupidae
Gene: GSTK1
Product: glutathione S-transferase kappa 1
Exons: 8
Coding region: 74-739 (221 amino acids)
Biological process (GO): glutathione metabolic process
Cellular component (GO): mitochondrion; peroxisome
Molecular function (GO): glutathione peroxidase activity; glutathione transferase activity
Source: RefSeq, a predicted model, not a curated record